AUGCCACGUAACGAAUCCCCUAUAGUGGUUGAAACGCAAUCGUCGGCUUCCUCGACACCUUCAUCUUCUCUAACACAACAAUCCAUAUUAUCCACAUCUCCUCCUACACAAUCAAUACUCUCUUCAUUAUAUUCGAGUUCAAAUCAAUCGCUUCAAGAUUUUCAGUCUGGAACCAGCGGUCAAUCUUCGUCAUACUUACCUAGCUUCCGUGAUAGCGUUCCACCGCCAAGACGCAAUGAAGAAGGAGAAAAGAAAGAUCGGUCACGUGUUAGGAUGACGUUCUUUGGUAAAUCAAUGUUUGGCAAUCCGAAGAAAGAAGUUGAUACUUCCAAGACUGUCUUUGGAGUACCUCUUGAUCAAGCAAUUGCUGUCGCGAGAAUAAAAGAAGGAUAUGAACUUCCCGCGGUUGUUUACCGCUGUAUUGAGUUUUUGGAUGUUCAUAAUGCUGCGUUGGAAGAAGGAAUUUAUCGUUUAAAUGGAUUAAAUA
Molecule: messenger RNA, 487 nt
Organism: Paraglomus occultum
Lineage: Eukaryota; Fungi; Glomeromycota; Glomeromycetes; Paraglomerales; Paraglomeraceae
Source: the annotation of a GenBank genome assembly